AUGAGUAUCUCGGAAAAAGAUCUUAGAGUGCUUCUUUCUCAACUUGUAAUUUCUCUUCCUGUAGAAAAUUUCGAAGGGGAAGGGCUUUCUGACGAUUUCAAAGAACCUGUUCGCCUUUUGCUCCAGGGCCAAUAUCCAGAAGUGCUUAAAAGAUACUCGGAUCUCCUUUUUAGUCCGAAAGCAAAAGACUCUUUACACGUUUACCCUAAAAAUGAUUUAUUAGCAGUAUUGAAAGAUUAUGUCAACGUUAUAGACGAAAACUUCACCGAAAAGUGCCAUCUGGAAGAACUUGCAAACUUCCAUUUGCAUCUUGUUGCAAUUGCGUUUUUACAAACCUUCAUUCAAAUUAAUUUCACUGGGCCAGCUCUUGAGCACAAUUCAAGUGAAGAAUUCUUCCCUGGUGUAGACGUAAAGAUGAUACAGCUAGAAUCCAUUCAGAUUUUGAACAUCUCAGGUCAACAAACGUACGAAUUAAUGGAGGGUGCUAUUUACUUUAUCGUUGCUGAGUUGAUAUUUGAGAGGCUAACGAAGGUAACUUCAUCAAUACUUGAUAGUGAGUUGAAGACAGAUGAAUUGAUCGACUACUACAGUAAUAAUAAUAACUGCUCAGCUGAAACUUCGAACUCGGCAGCUUUAAAGGCUUCAGUGCAAUGGUGGAUGGCCAGAGCUCUCCAGGUUCACAUCUCGCUUCUCUUUGAACCUGCCAGUAUUUUAUCAUCUGUAUCGUCCUUGUUGUUAAAUCCUUCAGUAUCUAACUGUUUGUCCCCAGCUAUAGAUGGAAACGCAGAAUUACAGAGGACUGUUCAAAUGAUCUACUAUUUGGAAUGUGCCAGAACUGGUAUUCAUAACCAGACUGAGCAUUUAUCCAUCCCAUUGCUUGGAAAGGCCCGUAAGCUUUCUAAUUUCCAGUUCAUUUUGUCUGGUGCAAAGGCAAAGAGAACCAAGUUCCAAAAAUAUCACACUUCUGCCUUAAUUGUGUUAGCAAAGAGCCAAGAAUCAAAGUUGUUUAGUGUCACGAGAACUGAGGAAGACGGAAAGGAAAACCCUGAAAGCUUUGCUUUGGACUCAGACUUGUUAUUGGAAAAACCACAAUAUGAAUCCUUGGAGGAUCUUGAAUUCAAGGAAGAAGAUUCUGACAAGAAAAGGAUCAAGCUUGACAGUUUUGCAGAUGAUGGCCUGCAAAGUGCAGCUAGUGAUAGUGAAGAAAAGCUCCUACCAAUAGCAUUCAGAACUGAGAAUAUCCCAGAAGAAUUAAGAAGUUUGGAUCCAAAUAACCAACCAGGACUCUCAGAUUUAGAUAACUUACAGCUUCUUUUGAGAUUAACUACUUUGAGGCAGACAUCUCCAUCCGGAAACUCCAUGGUGGAUGAAGAAUUAAUUGCUUUAGUUAGUAGAGCGUUGUACACUAGUUCCAAACAGACUAAUUGGUCUAUCUUUUCUAGAGCAUUAUGGGAAAGAUCUAUAUUAGAAACCACUAAAGCACGUACAAUUGAAAGAGGUAUAUUGCAAAUGACAUCAUUAGUGGAAGAAAUGGGCAUUAAAAUUAAAACAAGAAUUAUCCCCCAAGCCAUGGAAGAUGAAUCUGCAAAUAACAGUACUGGAUCAUUGCCAGCCUCCUUCAGACUAAGAUUUAUUCAUCAAUUACCAUUGAUGCCUCAGUGGACGAUGGAUGCUAAAUUGGCAGAAAAGUAUAUGAGUUUGGGUGUAUUAAGAUCUGCAGUUGAGAUUUAUUUAAGAUUGAAUAUGGUUUGUGAAGCUGCAUUGUGUUAUGCAGCAGUUGGUGAAGAGGGUGAAGCUGAAAAGUUAAUAUUGGAAAGAUUGGAAGUGAAUCCAAAGGAUGCAAGAGCUAUUUCAAUUCUUGGAGAUAUAAGACAAGAUCCUUCAAUGUGGGAAAAGGCGUGGGAAGUCGGCAAAUAUUACAAGGCACAAGGCUCCUUAUCGCAUUAUUACUAUAAUCCUCCCAGAGAUUCUGGUUUGAAACCAAACAUUGAGUUAGCAAUUAAGCAUAUGAACGUAUGUUUGACUGCAAAUCCUUUGAAUUAUGAAAAUUGGUUCUUCUAUGGAUGCUGUGGAUUGGAGAGUCAGCAAUACAACUUAGCAUCUGAAGCUUUCACAAGGUGUGUCUCAUUGGACGAGACAAAUUCUCAUGCUUGGUCUAAUUUGGCAUCUGCUUUAUUAAGAACAGACAAAACCAGACCAGCGUUCAAUGCUUUAAAGAAGGCUAUCAGGUGUCAAGGUGAUUCUAAACAAUCUUGGAGAAUUUAUGAAAAUUACUUGAUUGUUGCUGCUAAAUUGAAUGAGUGGAGUGAUGUGUUAAUUGCUUGUAGGGAGUUAAUCAAUAUUAAGAGGGACAAUUCAGGUGAAGGUUCCAUAGAUAUACCAGUGGUGGAAAAGCUUGUUGAUAUAUUGGUCGCAACAGAAUAUCCAACUGGCGACGAUCAAACAUUGACUUACUAUCAGUCAUCAUGUAUUGACUUUGUAUGUGUAUUACUUCCUAAUGUCAUUACUACGUCUGCUAGAUGCUGGAGGAUUGUGGCUAAGGUUGAAUUAUGGAGGAAAAGGCCAUGGGUUGCGCUAGAGUGCCAUGAAAAGGCAUUCAGAGCUGUCACUCACAGACCGGAGUUGGAAAUUGACGAAGUUGCAUGGAAUGAAGCUGUUGAAGCUUGUUCUGAUUUGAUUGCAGCAUACGAAUCACUUGGUGAACUCCCUGGUAAACAUGGUGCUGGAGACGUCGUUUGUAAAGAUUGGAAAUACAAAUCUAGAUCAACAGUAAGAUCAUUAUUGUCCAAGGGAAAAGCUAUGUGGGAAGACUCAGAGGGGUGGGAAAGAUUACAGGAAAUGAAAGAGGAAUUCAAAAACUAA
Dujonia railenensis is the source of this 2862-nucleotide messenger RNA. Lineage: Eukaryota; Fungi; Ascomycota; Pichiomycetes; Serinales; Debaryomycetaceae. The record is from the annotation of a GenBank genome assembly.